AUGAAAUCAUCUUCUAUUGCCGAGUCCUCGGAUGAACUUCUUCACAUGACGGUCUGCUACUUUGGCAAUGAGUUCCCUAACGGGGGUACCAAGGACGUCUUCCGACAGCUUCACAACCACAGCAAAAACAGACACCAUCUUCUUUUGGCCAACUUUAUUGAAGCCGCCACUUUGGUCAUCCGAGAGGAGGUUCGAUCAUUGCCGACCAAGUUGAGAACAUUGUUUCCGCCUUUUGAGACAGUAUUUGGCCUUGCAGACAGUGACGACCUACGCAGUGGCCCUCUCGGUGAUUGUGUGAACGGGAUGCUCAUUUGUGUAGUUCAACUUGCAACCUUGAUCGGACACUAUGAAUGCAGCAGUGGGAGCUCAUUCAAUUCUCAGAGGAUAGACCUAUAUACAGCUGGUAUGGGGACUGGCCUUUUGUCGGCUGCCGCCGUUUCUCUCUCUCAUACAUUGGGGGACUUGCUAUUUGUUGGGUCUGAGGCUGUUCGUAUAGCGUUCAGACUAGGUAUUCUUGUUAAAGAAGUGUCCCAAGACCUGCAACCUUCAACUGGCGGGCAUAAUUGCGAUAGCUGGGCAUACGUUGUUCCAGGAACUUCCCAUGACGAAGUGCAGAACGAGCUUGAUUUGAUACAAGAAGUUGAGACAUUCGCGACCUUUAACAAAGUUUUUAUCAGUGCUUGGAGUCGAGGAUCAGUGACUGUCAGUGGACCACCGGCGCGACUGAAGCACAUGUUUCUCGCAUCUGACUUCCUACGAGACCGGAAGUUCAUUGCUCUGCCAGUCUAUGGUGGCUUAUGCCACGCGAAACAUGUCUACACAAAGAAGCAUGUCAAUCGCAUCAUCCAACCCAAGUCAAUCGAACAACUUGAUGUCAGGCACAUGCCGCGUGCUCUCGUGUUUUCGACCAACACCGGGCAGCCCUUUCAAGCGACAAACGCCAGUGAGAUUUUCCAAAAUACGGUUGAAGAGUUAUUGACUCGAACAAUUCAUUGGGAUAAUGUUGUUCAGGGGAUCAUAGACCGGGGAAAAGACAUCGGAGUGACCGAGUGUGUGGUCCUUACGCCGGGUUCAUCUUUGCUCGCACGCGACCUGAUCGAAGCGCUGAACUUGGAGUCGAAUGGGUUCAAAACCAGCAUGAUAGACACUAUGAAAUGGAUCUCCCAGUCUAAACCCCCUUUAGAAAGCGCAAGAGGCACCCAACAAGCAAAAAUCGCCAUCGUGGGCAUGUCCUGUCGUAUGCCCGGAGGUGCCAACACCACCGACAAGUUCUGGGAUGUUUUGAACGAGGGUCUUGAUGUGCACGAGAAGAUCCCCACUGAUCGUUUUGAUGUUGAAUCACACUAUGAUCCCACUGGGAAGCGUGUGAACUCUAGCCAUACACCGUACGGUUGCUUCAUUGAUCAACCAGGCCAAUUUGAUGCGCCUUUCUUCAACAUUUCACCUCGUGAGGCCAUGCAGACAGACCCUAUGCAGAGACUUGCGCUUGUCACAGCCUAUGAAGCUCUAGAAAGGGCUGGCUAUGUUUCGAACCGGACGGCAUCAACGGACCUACAUCGCACUGGUACUUUCUACGGCCAAGCUAGUGACGACUACCGUGAAGUCAAUACAAGCCAGGAGAUAGGGACUUAUUUUAUUACUGGGGGCUGUCGCGCCUUUGGUCCAGGUCGUAUUAAUUACUUUUUCAAAUUUUCAGGGCCCAGUUACAGUAUCGAUACAGCAUGCUCGUCAGGACUGGCUGCAAUACAUUUGGCCUGCAACUCGCUUUGGAACGGAGACACAGAUAUGGCAGUGGCAGGAGGGAUGAAUGUGUUGACUAACUCCGACGCAUUCGCUGGAUUGAGCAACGGCCAUUUCCUAUCAAAGAGCCCAAAUUCAUGCAAGACAUGGGAUUGCGAAGCCGAUGGUUAUUGUCGGGCUGAUGGUGUUGCAUCAAUUGUCAUGAAGCGGCUGGAAGAUGCGCAGGCCGACAACGACAACAUUCUCGGAGUGAUUCUGGCGGCUGGAACAAAUCACUCGGCGGAGGCGGUUUCUAUCACACAUCCUCAUGCAGGUCACCAAGCCUACCUCACGCGACAAAUUCUCUCCCAAGCUGGAGUUGAUCCUUUGGACGUCAGCUAUGUGGAAAUGCACGGAACUGGAACUCAGGCUGGUGAUGCUCAGGAGAUCCAAUCUGUCACUGAUGUCUUCGCUCCAUUAACAAAUGCCAAGCGCCGCAGUUCAAAGCAGUCACUACAUAUAGGUGCGGUCAAGGCAAACGUUGGCCAUGGUGAAGCUGUUGCUGGUACAACAGCGCUGCUCAAGGUGUUGCUUAUGUUUGACAAAGAGAUCAUCCCGCCACAUGUUGGUAUCAAGAACGCAAUCAAUCCGGCCUUUUCCAAAGAUCUCAAAGACAGGAAUAUCCACAUACCGUAUCAGAGAGCACCCUGGUCAAGGAAGUCGGACAAGAAGCGUGUUGCUGUUGUGAACAACUUUAGUGCUGCUGGAGGAAACACGAGCAUUGUCAUUGAAGAGCCACCUGAGUCAACCACACCUUGCAAUCGGGACCCACGCUCCAGUCAUGUCAUUGCAGUAUCAGCGAAGAGCAAAAUUUCGUUGAAGGGCAAUCUUCAACGCCUCAUCGCCUACGUGGAAGCAAAUCCGAAUAUUUCUUUGUCAAACUUGGCGUACACAACCACCGCUCGACGUCAUCAUCAUAAUCACCGCGUCGCUGUGUCGGCAUCAGAUUCAAGAUGUCUAGCAAGGCAGCUGAGAUUUACUCUCCAAUCGACGGAGUCCCAUAAAGCGGUCCCCUCAACUGGACAGACCCCAGUUAUAUUUGCCUUCACGGGCCAGGGGGCAUCACAUCGGUCUAGUAACUUGGAACUAUUCAGAGAUUCUCCGUAUUUUCAAUCACAAUUCUUGCAUUUAGACACAAUAUGCCAGGCUCAAGGGUUUCCAUCCAUCAUUCCUGUCAUCGAUGGGAGCUUCCCUGAGAGCCAUUCGCACUCGCCUACAGCCACACAGCUUGCACUUGUUUGUGUUGAGAUGACUUUGACUAAGUACUGGGAAUCCCUGGGGAUCAAACCAGAUGUUGUCAUUGGCCACAGCAUGGGUGAAUACGCGGCUUUGCAUGCAGCGGGCGUGGUUUCUGUCAAUGAUGCUAUCUUUCUUGUUGGUCAGCGAGCUGAGAUUUUGGAGAAGAGAUGUCAACCAGGAAGCCACAAGAUGUUAGCUGUCAGAGCCUCGCUCGAGGAAGUGGUUUCUAAGGCAAACGGGAAACCAUUCGAGGUUGCCUGUCUCAACGGACCAAGGGACACGGUUCUGAGCGGGACAGUUGGCGAAAUCGAAGCACUGGUGGCUGAAUUGGAGAAUUCUGGAGUCAAGUGCUUCGGAUUAGAUGUGGCAUUCUCCUUCCACUCAAAGCAAAUGGAUCCUAUUCUCGAUGAGCUAGAAGCUAUCGCUAGGACAAGGGUCAUCUUCCAUCCUCCAAAGCUACCCAUCAUCUCCCCUCUGCUCGGUAAAGUUAUAUUUGACGAGAGGACAAUCAAUGCCAAUUAUAUAUGCCGAGCAACAAGAGAGACUGUGAAUUUUAUGGGCGCUGUGGAAACGGCAAUCCGCAUCGCAACUGUGGACGAAACGAUGGCGUGGGUUGAACUUGGACCACACCCAGUCUGUGUUGGAUUGGCACAAUCAAUCAUGUCGCCAAUAGGUGCGGCAGUUCCAUCCCUCCAUCGAAGUGAGAAUAAUUGGCAGACACUUUCACAAACUUUGGCUGUUCUUCACUGCGCUGGUGUUGAAGUGAACUGGAACGAGUUUCACAGACCCUUCGAAAAGGACCUGCGGCUUUUGGACCUGCCCACCUAUGCUUGGAACGAGCAGAAUCAUUGGAUACAGUAUAAUGGCAAUUGGGCUCUGACCAAAGGCAACAACUCACAUGGGCUCGAGAUCAGGACACUGCCAAUGACGAGUCUUGACACUCCCGCACGUCCUACGCCCAUAUCUGGGCUGCGAACAUCCCUGGUUCACAAGGUAGUCGACGAAAACUUCUCAGGGUCAACUGGGCGAGUUGUUGUCCAAUCUGAUUUGAUGCAUUCGGAAUUCUUGGCUGCUGCAUGGGGACACAAGAUGAACGGGGCCGGUGUGGUGACUUCGUCAAUAUACGCAGAUAUUAUAUGGACACUUGGAAAGCAUCUUCUAGAAUAUCUCGAUCCAACGGCCGGCAAAAGUGUCUGUGACAUGGAAAUAUCGAACCUUGUCGUGCGUGAAGGCCUAAUUGCGCAAACAAAGACCGAUACGCCGCAACUAAUUCAGAUCUCUAUCAGUACACCUGAUAUUAGAUCAAGAACGGCAUUCAUUGAGAUGCAUAAUGCUUCCGAUGACGGGCUUUCCUUGCUAGACAAUGAUCCGAUCGUGACAGCACAAAUUGUUUAUGGAAACGCAAAGGCCUGGCUCACCAGUUGGGUCCCAUUCAAUCACUUUAUUCAAGGUCGAAUUGAAACCUUAUUGCAACUGGCCGAUAAAUGUGUUGCAAGCAGACUCUCACACAAUAUGGUGUAUGCUCUGUUUGCCGACAAACUGGUCGACUAUGCAGAUAAAUAUCGCGGCAUGCGCUCGGUUGUGCUCCACGGACUCGAGGCUUUUGCUGAUGUUACCAUCAAGGCAACUGGUACGAGCGGCACGUGGACUGUUCCUCCUUUUUUCCUUGAUAGCGUGUGUCAUCUGGCUGGUUUUGUGAUGAAUGUUUCGGACGCCAUGGACACAAAGAACAACUUCAGUGUCACCCCCGGUUGGGGUUCCCUUCGCAUGGCUCGCCCUCUGGUUGCUGGAGCCAUUUACCGAUCCUACGUAAAAAUGAUUCCUACUGCCGAGGACUCGUCAACAUAUCUAGGUGAUGUCUACGUGCUUCAAAGUGACGAAAUUGUGGGUGUCAUGCAAGCUAUGAAGUUUCGUCGGUACCCCCGCGUGCUUCUCAAUCGCUUCUUUUCAUCUCCCGACACAAAGUCUAGUUCUGUGAGUGGUGCAGAUGCUCCAGGUACUGGCAAGCUUGCUCAAUUGGGACGUGUGCCAUCUUCUGCGCCUUCUACGGAAAAGUUCAAUUCAAACGGAGGCUUGCAAUCACCCGCAGAACCCCCCAUGAAAGACACAUCAAUGCAUGCUCCCGCGAAAUGUUUGUCACUUCAACAAAAUAUUGUUGAUACCACAAAGAGGUGUUCUGAAAGUAGUAUUGUCAAUAAGGCAAUGGCGCUCGUCGCUCAUGAAGCCGCUAUGGAGCCUUCUGAUUUGUCAGAUGGUGCCACCUUUGCUAGUCUCGGUGUCGACAGCUUGAUGAGUUUGGUCAUUGCCGAGCGGCUGCGGGAAGAGCUAGGCGUUUCUGUGAGCGGAAGCCUGUUUUUAGAAUAUCCAACUGUAAAGGAUUUUCGAACCUGGUUGGCUGAGUACUAUGGUUGA
Molecule: messenger RNA, 5430 nt
Organism: Penicillium antarcticum
Lineage: Eukaryota; Fungi; Ascomycota; Eurotiomycetes; Eurotiales; Aspergillaceae
Gene: tpcC
Product: non-reducing polyketide synthase tpcC
Exons: 5
Coding region: 1-5430 (1809 amino acids)
Biological process (GO): fatty acid biosynthetic process
Molecular function (GO): 3-oxoacyl-[acyl-carrier-protein] synthase activity; fatty acid synthase activity; phosphopantetheine binding
Source: RefSeq, a predicted model, not a curated record